Molecule: messenger RNA, 1164 nt
Organism: Fulvia fulva
Lineage: Eukaryota; Fungi; Ascomycota; Dothideomycetes; Mycosphaerellales; Mycosphaerellaceae
Exons: 1
Coding region: 1-1164 (387 amino acids)
Biological process (GO): N-acetylglucosamine metabolic process; protein N-linked glycosylation
Cellular component (GO): membrane
Molecular function (GO): beta-1,4-mannosylglycoprotein 4-beta-N-acetylglucosaminyltransferase activity
Source: RefSeq, a predicted model, not a curated record
AUGACCCUACUUGGACGUACGCACAAACGAUGGCGAUUAUGCGCGUACAUGACCACGAUCUCGGCGCUGGUCCUGGCCAUCUUUGUGCUUUUUCGCCAUGACAACAGCAGACAGCAUGUGCUCUCACGAAGGCCUGACAUGGCCGAGUUGCUCGCUGACUACGCCGAGGCCCAUGAGGAUGUGAAGCGAGACGAGGUCAAUGCGCUAUGUCGAUUCCAUGGCUUUAGACCCUAUGGACAACCACGUAAGGUGUACGAUUUGAUUGCAUUCACAUCGAGUCUGGACUGGCUCGAGAUCAGGUUGAACACUCUGGCGGCACAUGUGGACUACUUUGUGAUUGCUGAAUCAUCGAUAACCAAUGUCAGUGCUGGUGGACUAGCUUUGUCACAGAACUGGGAUCGAUUCAGAGCAUUUCAUGACAAGAUCAUGUAUCGAGCUGUCAACAUCUCACCUGCUCGAGUCGAUGCUACGGAUUACAUGAACAACCUACAGCAUGCGGUCUUCACGGAAGUGCUAGCGUCAUCGGUCAGCACAGACAAAAAGCCCAACCCGGGCGAUGUCUUAAUCGUAGGCGACAUGCACGAACUUCCACGACCAGGAACAAUCUCGAUCUUACGCCACUGCGACCCUCCCAGUAGAACAACGCUCGCCAGCCAAUCUUUCCUGUACUCCUUCGCCCUCCAUCGCACUGGCUUUUCAUGGCUAUAUCCGCAAGCCACGACCUUUGGAUCGUCUUUGAGAAAUACUAUCUUGCCCAGUGAUCUACGAAGAGGACUACUGCCCUGGUCUUUGCGCGUUCGGGACAUUGUGUAUCUGCCAUAUCACGCAGCACGGCGAUGGUGGGAUAGAGCUGUGAUCUUGGAUGCGGCGUGGAAUUGUAGCUUGUGUCAUGGGACGAUUGAGGAGGUGCAGAGGGAGAUGCAGGAUCUUGGAGCUCUUGACGCUGCGGGGAAUGUGAGUGUGAUUGUGGAUCACGUUCACGCGAGUCAAGAUCUUUCGGCAGGCGAGGACAGACUCCUGAGGCUGGUUGAGCAGAAAUGGAUGGAUCUGCCAGAGUAUGUCUGGGAGCAGUGGAAGGAGCAUGGCAGGUUUGGGUAUCUGGUUGAUCGAAGUGGACCUGGGGCUGGAUUUGGUGAUAUCCCGGAGACCUUUGUGGGCACAUGA